GUUAUGUAGGCGUUCUAAUGGCCACAUGGUCUUGUUUGUUGAAAUUGAAAGUGGAAAGGACAAAACUAACCUUACUCUGUAUACUCUGUAACAAAAACAAAAAGGAAUGGACGUUAUGUAUUGCAAACAUCAUGACAGUUCUGUUUUUAAUUUUAAUUGAUUCAAUCAGUUUUAGAGUUGAAUUUUAAAAUUAUCCAAUUUAUAAAUGGAAUUAUUAAUUCACCAGACAGCUUAAACUUGCUGUCAUUUUUUCAGCUCAGUUUUCGGCUUCAAUCAACAGGUUUUUCUUUCUUAUCAAUAAUUUCAUGAGUAUUUAAUCACCUAUCUUAGCUCAAGGUUAAAUAGUUGUUAAUGUUUUAUUCGGAGUGUCGUAACUCAUAAAUUGUAUAAUAGACCGUAGCUAUGCAACAAAACAACCGUCUUUUUUUAACUGGUGCCUCAGGUUUAUUAGGACGGUCAAUUUAUCAUAAAUUUUUAGGAAAUGGAUGGAAUGUUUAUGGUGUGGCUUGGUCAAGGGCUAGUGGUGAUCUACAUAAAGUUGACAUAACCAACAGCAUAGCCGUGCAAGAAGCCUUGUCCAACUUCAAACCCACACUCAUCAUACACUCUGCCGCUCAACGAUUCCCAGAUUUGGUCGAUAAGUUUCCAAACGAAGCAAGGCAACUGAAUGUCGAAGCCUCCAAAUUAUUGGCUACAGAAGCUGCAAAACUAAAUAUUCCUAUCCUCUACAUAAGCACAGACUAUGUAUUUGAUGGGAAAUCUGCUCCAUAUUCGGUUGAUUGCAAGCCGAAUCCUGUCAAUCUGUAUGGAAAAUUGAAAUUGGAGGGAGAAGAACAGAUUUUAGAAGUGAAUCCAGAUGCUCUCAUACUAAGAGUGCCAGUCCUGUAUGGUCCGGUUGAAAAAUUGUCAGAAAGUGCUGUAACCGUGCUGUUGGAUCUUCUCCUGAACCCUGCCGUCCCGAAAAGUGUUUCCGACUAUGAGCGCCGAUGUCCAUCACAUGUCGAUGACAUAGCGCACAUCUGUUUUCAAUUGGCUGGCGCCAAAAACAAGGACACACAUUUGAAAGGAAUUUUCCACUGGUGCGGUAAUGAGGUGUUCACCAAGUAUCAGAUGGUUGUGAAAAUGUCGGAAGUCUUUGGAUUGCCUAUGGACCACUUGACUGCGGAUAAAAGUGUGACGUCAUCGGUGACAAGACCAUUUGAUACGCAGCUGGACACAUCAAGACUUGUGCAACUCGGCUUCGGACAACACACGCCUUUCACUCAAGGAAUCAAUCAGGCGCUGUCGCAGUGGGUCUCUGACCGGAAACACUGAUCCUGGAAACCUCCAUUCAUUGUUAGGUUUGCUGCUUCAAAAUAUUUAUUUAUUUUUUUAUUGUUAACUUUUAUCAAUAAAUUUUACGAUUGAAUUCUAA
Nilaparvata lugens (brown planthopper) is the source of this 1414-nucleotide messenger RNA. Its product is annotated as methionine adenosyltransferase 2 subunit beta-like. The record is from RefSeq and is a predicted model, not a curated record. Bases 403 to 1314 code for a protein of 303 amino acids. Gene Ontology annotation, cellular component: methionine adenosyltransferase complex. NCBI's taxonomy places the organism in Eukaryota, Metazoa, Arthropoda, Insecta, Hemiptera, Delphacidae. The transcript is spliced from 5 exons. Gene Ontology annotation, molecular function: methionine adenosyltransferase regulator activity. Gene Ontology annotation, biological process: S-adenosylmethionine biosynthetic process.